Centruroides sculpturatus (bark scorpion) is the source of this 1441-nucleotide messenger RNA. RefSeq names its product adenylate cyclase type 3-like. Gene Ontology annotation, biological process: adenylate cyclase-activating G protein-coupled receptor signaling pathway. Gene Ontology annotation, molecular function: adenylate cyclase activity. The record is from RefSeq and is a predicted model, not a curated record. Bases 373 to 1230 code for a protein of 285 amino acids. Lineage: Eukaryota; Metazoa; Arthropoda; Arachnida; Scorpiones; Buthidae. The transcript is spliced from 3 exons.
UCGAUGAAGCGCCGCGCACAAACCCAAACGUCUGUCUGGUAUCCUUGGAGGAUCGAUAUAAAUUUUUUAAUUAUUGAUAAAUAUAAUAAAAUGGCAGUGAGUGAAUCAAUAGAUUUUCCAUCAGAAUCGUCUUUGGUUGAGCAUUGCUCCCUCUGUCUUUCGUCUCAUCUGCUAAGGUUUCCCCCCCACUGAGAAGUGGAUUCGUUCCAUAGCGUAAAUGUCGAUCCCCAAGCCACAGAAGUCGGUCGAUGAGAAACAGACGAUGAUGUGUGAAAGAAGUGGAGAAAAUUUUCCAAAUACACGAGGAUAACUUUUAAUAAGAAUCUCAAAUAACAGUUGUACCGGAAGAUGACAAACAGAAACGAGUGAAAUAUGGUGGACAAGGAGACUACUAAGGAAGUGAUCAUAGCUUUAGAAGACGGAAAAGUAGAAUGUGAUGAGGAUUGUAAACGUAAUUUACCUAAACGUUCUUCUUCGUUGCUCAGGCGAGGCGAUACCACUCUCAGCAUCGACACCACUGGCUUUCAACGUUAUUUGCCCUCCUGUAUACAGUUUGCUUUUGCAGAUCAGGAAGUGGAACAGCUCUAUCGUCAGUUCUGUCAGAACGAGAAAUGCAGCGAACUCAAGUCAUUCCUAAUAAUUGUUAUUGUCGUCGACUUGACUUUAUUAACUUUAUACGGCCUUUCUUACCAACAGCAGAAACUUCCUCAGUUGAUAGUUUUACUUGUCCUCUUCGUCUCGCUAGUGAUCUUGUUGAUAUUAACGUGGAAAUGGAGCAUACCUCGACUUCUUUGGACUUUUAUACCGUAUUUAAUGUGGCUAGUUCAAGUCGGCCACGUUUUCUGCGACGUUUGGCUUUAUCCGUUACCUCGUCUCCCAGUCGAUGCCGUUAGUUGGAUUGUUUUAUAUACUUAUUCUCUCUAUAUACUUCUACCCAUGCAAAUUAGUCUGUGUGUCACGUUGGGAGUAUUAAUGGCCUUUCUUCAUUCGCUACUCAUCGCCAUAUUACCGGAAGAUCACAAUCAUCUAGGAUAUCAGUUCGGUGCAAAUGUAUGUCUUUACGUGUGUACUAAUCUUCUCGGAGCUAUGACUUACUUCUUCAUGGAACGGCAACAGAGGAAAGCUUUUCUAGAAACUCGUCAGAGUCUAGAAGCUAAAUUAAUCUUAGAAGAGGAAUCUCAGGAACAGGUAAUGUUUCUUUUCUCUUUUAUUUAUCGAGUUAUGAGCUAACUAAAGUAAAACUGAAGUCAGACUGCCGCCUGUAUAACAAUUGUCUGUCCUCAUACAUUCUGCCGGAAUCCACCAUCGUUAAUCUCUAGACUCUGCAAAGAAUGACAGAAGUCGAACAUCUUCCACCUUUGAACCUUAUUCCACUGAUAAAUAUUCUGCCAUCUGUUAGGAAAGAGCGAUAAAGGACGUAGUCGAGUCUGGUAUUUGCGAU